CGGAAAAGAAAAAUGGAAGUGAUUUCUCCUCAGAGAAUACAACCAUUGUUACUUUCCAUAAUCGUUGUCUUGUUUUCUAUAGUUGCAUUUUCAGUUUCAGCUGAAAAUUCAGCACACAACACUUUUCUUCGUUGCCUUUUAAACCAUUCAGACUCCUCUCACCCCAUACUUUCAGCAAUCUUUACAACAAACAACGACUCAUUCUCUUCGGUGUUGCAAGCCCACAUAAGAAACCUUCGUUUCAACACCUCCACCACCCGAAAGCCAUUCCUUAUACUAACUCCAUUGCAUGUAUCCCAUAUACAAACAUCCAUUAUCUGUGCCAAAAAGCACAAAUUGUUGAUGAAAAUUCGUAGUGGUGGCCAUGACUACGAAGGGGCGUCUUACGUGGCUUCACAACCAUUCUUCAUCCUUGACAUGUUCCGACUCCGGUCCAUUGAGGUUGACAUAGACUCCGAGACCGCUUGGGUUCAGACCGGUGCGACACUUGGGGAACUUUAUUAUCGAAUUGCUAAGAAGAGUAAAACUCACGGCUUCCCAGCUGGGGUUUGUCCCUCUGUUGGAGUGGGAGGUCACAUAAGUGGUGGUGGAUAUGGCAACAUGAUGAGAAAAUAUGGUCUAACAGUAGAUAAUGUUGUUGAUGCACAAAUGGUUGAUGUUGAAGGUAGAUUGCUUGAUAGAAAAUCCAUGGGUGAAGAUCUCUUUUGGGCCAUCACGGGUGGUGGAGGAUCUAGCUUUGGCGUCAUCAUUGCCUACAAAAUAAAGCUGGUUCGAGUUCCAGAUACAGUCACUGUUUUCAAAGUUACAAAAACCCUCGAGCAAAAUGCUACUGAUAUAGUUUACAAAUGGCAGCAUGUUGCACCGGCUAUCAGUCACGACCUUUUCAUUAGACUUAUCUUGGACGUUGUAAACAAUGCACAAAAAGGAACAAAGACCGGAAGAGCAACUUUCGUAGCUCUAUUCCUUGGUGACUCGAAAAGCCUUGUUUCUCUCUUGAAUGAGAAGUUCCCUCAAUUGGGAGUGAAGCUAUCUGACUGUAUUGAAACAAGUUGGCUUCGUUCAGUGUUGUUUUUCGCAGACAUCAACAUUUCAGAGCCUGUUGAGAUUUUACUUGACAGACAACCAAAAUCACUCAUAUACUUGAAAAGGAAAUCUGAUUAUGUAAAGAAAGCAAUUUCGAAAGCAGGGUUGAAAGGGAUUUGGAAGAAGUUGAUUGAGUUGGAAAAUACAGUAAUAUUAUAUUUCAAUCCUUAUGGUGGAAGAAUGUCUGAGAUUCCAUCAACAGCAUCACCUUUCCCUCAUCGAGCUGGGAACCUAUGGAAGAUCCAAUACCAAGCAAAUUGGAAUCAGGCAGGGAAACAAUUUGUUGAUCAUUACAUAAACAUGGCAAGAAUACUUCACAAGUACAUGACUAGUUUUGUCUCCAAGAACCCAAGAGGAGCUUUCUUCAAUUAUAAGGAUUUUGACUUAGGAAUUAACCACAAUGGUAACAACAGCUACACUGAAGGAAGAGUUUACGGAGUGGAGUAUUUCAAAAAUAACUUCGAGAGGUUAGUUGAAAUAAAGACAAAGGUUGAUCCUCAUAAUUUCUUUAGGAACGAACAAAGCAUCCCUACCCUGCCUCACAUGGCAAGUUAG
Molecule: messenger RNA, 1638 nt
Organism: Vigna umbellata (rice bean)
Lineage: Eukaryota; Viridiplantae; Streptophyta; Magnoliopsida; Fabales; Fabaceae
Source: RefSeq, a predicted model, not a curated record